This is a messenger RNA of Sorghum bicolor (sorghum), 1624 nucleotides long. Its product is annotated as ubiquitin-conjugating enzyme E2 22-like. The transcript is spliced from 8 exons. Lineage: Eukaryota; Viridiplantae; Streptophyta; Magnoliopsida; Poales; Poaceae. The coding region runs from base 518 to 1411 and encodes 297 amino acids. The record is from RefSeq and is a predicted model, not a curated record.
GUUUCGGCAACUCGACUCUCAAAUCUCCAGUUCCUGGCUCCUUCGUCUUCUCCUCUUCCUCUUCUCCCACACGGCCGCACCUAGGGUUUCGUACCCCCUCCCCUCGUCCAGGCCUCCACCACCCGGACCACCGCCGGGCGGCGCGCGGCGGCCAGCCCCUCCCCGCCGCCUGAGACUUCUCCACUAUCAGCAGUCUCAAUUGCCUCAUCGUUCGCUCCUCGGCAGCCCAGGUCGUUGCCUGCGUACCUACGAGCCGGGGGCCGACGUCGAUCUAUCGGUCGUACAGCCAGCCGGAGGCGGUGGUAGGCCGGUGACGAAGAAGGGGCGGUCUCUUAUUGUCCUACGGCUCCUGCCAUUCGUCGGGGAGGCUGUGCUCCACUGCUUGUCUGCACCGGACCACUUCCCGCUGCCUGAGGUGCUUCCAUAUCUACCACAGAAGUGGAGAGGGGAGGUGCCGGUGCCGCAUGGUACCUUUGAUGUCCGAUCUGCACCUUCCUCGGAUAGAUGCAGCAAGCAUAUGGAUGAUUGGCCCAACAGCGAAGAGCAAGCAACAUUGCUGAGUUUGCGCCAAAGGUGUUAUUUUGGUACUGCAGGAUUUAUAAGUGAAGUUGCUGAAGAAGCGGUUUUAAAGCUGUCUGCUGCUAUUUCUUCGAUGGCAACCAACGAGAACCUCCCACCAAAUGUGAUCAGGCAAUUGGCUAAAGAGUUGAAGAAUCUUGAUGACUCACCUCCAGAAGGGAUCAAAGUUAGUGUUAAUGAUGAUGACUUCACCACUAUUUUUGCUGAUAUUGAGGGUCCGGCUGGAACUCCAUACGAGAAUGGAUUAUUCAGGAUGAAACUAUUACUAUCUCGUGACUUCCCUCAUUCUCCUCCAAAAGGAUUCUUUUUGACCAAAAUUUUCCAUCCAAACAUAGCGACUGGUGGUGAGAUAUGUGUGAAUACACUGAAGAAGGAUUGGAAUCCUGGUCUUGGAUUAAGACAUGUUCUGCUGGUAGUGAGAUGCCUUCUGAUCGAACCAUUUCCUGAAUCUGCCCUCAAUGAACAAGCUGGAAAGAUGUUACUUGAAAACUACGAGGAGUACGCACGGCAUGCAAGGCUAUACACUGGCAUCCACGCAAUUAAACCCAAGAACAAAUCGAAGAGUGGAGUUAUUUCUGAGUCAACCACAGCUCUAAAUGUGGGCCAGUCCAAUACUGUUCUCGGUGAGAACACACCUUUGGCUUCAGCAGCGAUAUCUACGUCUGCUGCAGCCAAAGCAUUAGGUAAAAACUCACUGGAUCAGAAUGCUGCUACGUCUGAUCCUGUUGUAGGAGCAUCCGCCGCGCCCAAGAAGGACGCGCCACAUGCUGUCAAAGUUCCAGUUGAUAAGAAGAAGAUGGAUGCAAGGAAGAAGAGCUUGAAGAGAUUGUAAUUGUAACCGAAUAAUCCAGGGAGGCGAUGGGGAGCGCUUAGCGGUAGAUAAGUUAAUGAUGGCUUCAUUUGUUUCUAGAUUCAGCAGAUGCCCGGGUGGAACUGAGUGUAAAAUAGCGCCAGAAGCAUCUCAUGGGCUGUACUCUGUUUGAACAAUCUGUCCGUGCAAUCACAAUCAUUUAUUCAUUUGUUUGGAAGAAUACUUGCCUUUUUC